AUGCUACCACCAGACCUCAACAGUGAUCAUAUGUCCCGCCUUGACUACUUGGAUUUGGAGGUUAAGAUACCGAUCCACUUCAUUGAAAUCAAGCUGACGGCUGAAUUCGACUUCGACCACCAUGAUGGCAUUUUAUCCAUCUUUCCUAGUAUCCGUUCAGCACUGCUCGCCUCCGAGCCUAUCGAGGACGAUGCAGAGCAACACAUUCUGAACCAUAUGCAUUCACUCUUCGCAGAUUCAUUCGCAUGUAUGGUACGCCGUCGCAAAUUUAGAUGGGACCGUGUUCAGCUCCCAGCAGCAAUGCUUAAAAGGAUAGCAGCGUUAGAUGAGGCUGAACGCCGGCGUUCAGCCAUCCCAGACAGUCCUCUGCCUACUGUGGUCUCCAAGCGACUCACGGACACCAAUAUCAGCGACUCUUACAUAUUUCCCGAUCCUCUGCCACCUGCAGUCGUCUCGCCACAACUGGCGGAUGAAUAUGCAAUGGAAGACUGGCGUUCUUCCACCAACUCCAUUGACAUGUCAUCGGAGUCGUCUCUCUCAUGCUCUACAAUCACAUCGCCUUAUUCCACUCGCUCCUCUCUUCAUUCACUGUCCGAAGAUGAUGCCCAGGAACAUGCCCUUUUGUCCCAACCACUCCUAAGGGUACCCACUCGAACCCGGCCACACAGAGUCACCAGUACAGAAGGCCUUCCUAGCCCUGCGCCUCCUCUCUCUAGUAUUACUCAGCGCACACGCCAUUCUAGACGCCAAAUACAAGCAUCCGCCACUUCACAGUCUACGCGGACUAUGAUGUCUUCCUCUGUCGCCCCUUCACAGUCAAUCCAAACUGUGAUGUCUCCCUCCGCCACCUCUUUGCAGCCUAUUGACACUAUGACGUCUUCCUCUGUAAAUCUUCCGCAACCAGUGUCACGCCCUUUCGUCAUUUCACCGCUGUCACCUCCGGUGAAGUUUAAACCGAUAUCUCCCACGACGCCCAGUUCUACGCCAAUGAAGUCUAAAACGAUAUCUCCCACAACGCCCACUUCUACGCCAAUGAAGUCUAAAACGAUAUCUCCCACAACGCCCACUUCUACGCCAAACAAGUUAUCAUUAAUGGGCAACCGCUCCAGUGUCGCUUCACAAUCUAGCGCAUCAUCUUCGGCCACCAAAACACGUGGAACUCAUAAGCCUGACUCGUCGGGUGUGAAAUCCAACAGGCACAAGGAGGCCGUCAAUCGGAUCAAUCCUGUGCAAAUUGAGACAGUGACACAUAGCAGGAAUGAAGGUGUCUCGAUCACCAAUAAUAUUUUUUUGCUGUCAACGGAUCCACGCGCUAACAUGCCGAACAAUGCUAGUGUUCAACGUGUAUGUACGGAGAUCAGCGCCAUACUUCAAGGCCUCGUUUUACAUCCUAUCACGAUGGACGAGAUCUGGAAAUGCAUUUGUCAAGUCGACGGUUAUGGACCUAUCUCAUGGCAAUCUAUCCUGGUCAAAUUGGACAUUCCGGAGGAGAAAAUACACUCAUUGCUUUUGGUGAUGGCGCGUGCGAGUAAUGAACGUUGUGAGUGUUUACGUUGA
This is a messenger RNA of Suillus clintonianus, 1557 nucleotides long. RefSeq lists its product as uncharacterized. The record is from RefSeq and is a predicted model, not a curated record. Lineage: Eukaryota; Fungi; Basidiomycota; Agaricomycetes; Boletales; Suillaceae. The coding region runs from base 1 to 1557 and encodes 518 amino acids. The transcript has 4 exons.